GCGCUUAAAAGAACGUUAUUUUCAAAAUCUGUGUCAUGGUUAAAUUAAUUUCCAAUCUUUUCUUUUUGUUUGUUUUGGCGAAUUUAGUUUGUUGUUAUCGAAGGGUUCCAAAAACAAAUACUUUAAAACUAGUUCAUGUUUUAUUUAGGCACGCGCAAAGAACUCCAGAUGAAUCAACAAUUUAUCCAAACGAUCCCUACAAAAAUGUAACUUACGAACCUUUCGGAUUGGGUCAAUUAACAUCGGAAGGUUUUAAAACUCAAUAUCGUUUGGGAAGAAUGUUAAGAAGUCGAUAUGGAAACUUUAUCGGAAAUUACAAUUUGAAAGUUUUAAAAGCAAGAUCAUCGCCUUACAGUCGUACUAAAGUGGCGAUUCAACUUGUUUUAGCGGGUUUGUUCCCUCCAGUUGAUGAAAGAGAUUGGAACCCAAAUUUAAAAUGGCAACCAAUCGCUUUUGAUACGAAUCCGAUGGAAACUGACUUACUUUUCUUACCUCACAACAAUUGCAAAAACUUUUUAAAACUUCUAAACGAAUACAUGCAACGUGGAAUUAUAAACAACGAUUUUCCAAAACUCUCGAAAAUCGCUGAUUACUUAUCUUUCCAUUCCGGAUGGAACGUCACAUCACCUUUAAACGCAUUUUUACUUUACGCCGGUUUGCUUUCCGAAGAAGAAUAUGGACUUGAACUUCCAGAAUGGACCAAAGAGGUAUACCCAGAUCCUCUUCAUUCAAUUGCGGUUGAUUAUGUGGCGUCAAUUGAUAAAGAUGAUCGAUUAAAAACACUAUCAGGCGGAUUUUUAUUAGAUAAAAUCCUCGAAGAAAUUAAUUUAAAAAUUAAUCGAAGCGAAGAAAUGGAUAAAACGAAGAUUUCUUUAUUAUCGGGACACGAUUUUAAUAUUAUAGCGUUACUCUCAACUUUGGGAAUUUACAAACCCCAUUUACCGACUUAUGCAGCUUUUAUUUUAGUUGAAUUGCACGAAAUCGAUGAUGUUCUUGCUGUUAAGGUGUUUUAUAAUGAUUAUACGAAAAAAGAACCGCAACCAAUGAUUUUACCUGGCUGCGAAACAACUUUAUGUCCUUUAAAUAAAUUUAUUGAGAUUUAUGGGAAAUUUGUUGCUAAAAGAGAAAUGUGUUUUACGUAAUGAUAAAUAAAUUAUUAAAAAAAACAA
This is a messenger RNA of Onthophagus taurus, 1169 nucleotides long. RefSeq names its product venom acid phosphatase Acph-1-like. The record is from RefSeq and is a predicted model, not a curated record. Gene Ontology annotation, biological process: dephosphorylation. Gene Ontology annotation, molecular function: phosphatase activity. NCBI's taxonomy places the organism in Eukaryota, Metazoa, Arthropoda, Insecta, Coleoptera, Scarabaeidae.